AUGAACUCGAUCAGGGCAACUCGUAGGGCUACUGUGGCCCUAUCUCUUUCGGCCCUUUUAGCAUCUGUUGCUGCUGAUCCUACGGUGCUUCCCGCGCCUGGGCAACCCACUAAGACAGGCACUCCAGGCACCUUUGAGAUUGUGGGCGAUAGCGGUGUCUCGGCUCAGCAACUUUUCCUCGGCACUGAUAACCGCGUCUACAUUGUUGACAAGACCGAGAAUAACCCUCCAAAGGUUGGAAGCCCCUCGCAUCCAGCGUGGGCCACCGAGUAUGACGUCGAUACGAACAAAUUCCGUGCAAUGGACAUCGUCACCAACUCUUUCUGCGCUGGAGGUGCUGUUCUAGGCAAUGGAACCUGGCUCAAUGUUGGGGGUAACCAAGCGAUCACAUGGGGAGGGCUCACUGCCUCCUCCCAAAACGGAGACACUGCUCCAUAUUACAAUGGAGACGGAGGAAAAGCGAUUCGUCUCCUCGACCCCUGUGAGGAUAAGAAAUGCGAUUGGAUCGAGACAUCAAUGAGCACCAGGCGCUGGUAUCCUACCUUGGAAACAUUGGAGGAUGGUAGCAUGAUCAUUAUUGGGGGCAACCAAUGGGGAGGUUUCGUCAACAGUGCGGGGCAGAACAACCCCACAUACGAGUUUUUCCCGUCCAAAGGCGAUCCAGUUGGACUUAACAUUCUUACGAAAACACUCCCUGCCAACCUUUUCCCCUUGACUUGGCUUUUGCCCAGUGGCAAUUUGUUCAUUCAAACCAACUGGGGAACCGAAGUGUUUGAUUACAAGUCAAACACAGAGUACGAACUUGACGACAUUCCACAUGCUGUCCGAACUUAUCCCGCGAGCGGUGCAUCUAUUAUGCUUCCUUUGACCCCAGCCAACAAUUGGACUGCUACCGUGCUUUUCUGCGGCGGCUCUGACCUGCAGCCUGACCAAUGGGUUGAAAACUGGGCUAUUGCAGCGUACCCGGCGGAUGCCACUUGUGUAAAGAUGACCCCAGACGUUGACGCGAAAUGGACUGAUGAUGACUCAUUGCCCGAAGGACGGACAAUGGGUAACAUGAUUGCACUACCGAAUGGUCAGAUCUUCAUGGUUAACGGCGCUAACCAAGGUGUAGCUGGAUAUGGAAAUGUCAGCUGGUCGAUUGGUCAAUCUUACGCCGACCAGCCUGUCUAUAAGCCCAUUAUCUAUGAUCCAAGCGCCAAAGCUGGCUCGCGCUGGUCUCGCGCUGGGCUAAGCGGAAGCACCGUCGCCCGCAUGUAUCACUCUAGCGCAACUAUCCUUCCUGACGGCUCAGUCUUUGUGACCGGUUCGAACCCCAAUGCCGAUUACAACGUUGGUAGCAACAUCAAGUACCCCACAGAGUCGGUAUCGCGUGGAACGCUUCUACCCUCAUACUAUUCUCAGCGUCGACCACAGCCGAACGGCCUUCUUAGCGAGCUUGGCUACGGAGGAAAUUACUUCAACGUGACUCUGUCCAAAGAUGACCUCUUCGGCAAUGUUUCCAUGAUCGCCACCGCCAAGGUCGUUCUUAUUCGUCCAGGGUUCUCUACACAUGCUAUGAAUAUGGGUCAACGUUACGUUGAGCUCGAGACUUCUUACACCGGCAACGAGGAUGGCAGUGGUGUUCUCCAUGUAUCGCAGCUUCCUCCCAACCCGGCUAUCCUUGUACCUGGUCCCGCUCUGGUCUUCGUCACUGUCAAUGGUGUUCCGUCCGUGGGGAUCCACAUGAUGGUUGGCUCUGGUCAGCUUGGGAAGCAAACUGUCUCUGCUGUCCAGCCUUUGCCGAGCAGCUCCAUCAUUCAACCUGAGAACUCCUCCAACGGAGGCGGAGGGUCCAACAGCAGCAACGGCAAACCUUCCAACGCUGGAGCCAAAACUUCAGUUCCUUCCAUUGCACUCGCUUCUAUGCUUUUGCUUGUGUCCGCUUUGCUCUAA
This is a messenger RNA of Rhizoctonia solani, 1935 nucleotides long. Its product is annotated as glyoxal oxidase. The transcript is spliced from 11 exons. Bases 1 to 1935 code for a protein of 644 amino acids. NCBI's taxonomy places the organism in Eukaryota, Fungi, Basidiomycota, Agaricomycetes, Cantharellales, Ceratobasidiaceae. The record is from RefSeq and is a predicted model, not a curated record.